AGUAGAGCAUUUCUCAUUUGUUAGUUUUGGGCACAGGGAAAAAAAGAAGAAAAGAAGUGUAAACCUACGCAACAUAAUCAAGCGAAAAUAUCGCCGUCGCCGUCGCCGUCGCCGCGAUUACGGUGGUGGACUUAGAGCUGCGGAGUAGCAUCGGCCGUCGGCACUAUGGACUUCGCCAGGCAGGCAUUGCAUCUGUUCGGAGAAUCCGACGAAGAGGACGAGAACAACAACGACGGCGAUGAGGAGCAGGACAGGGAGCCGCCAUCGGAGCAACAGAAGCAGCAGAGCUCAUCCUCCUCUUCCUCAGCUUCGUCUUCUUCCACUGGACGCUCCUCCUCCGAUGGCUCUUCUUCAGCCUCCUCAUCCUCCAAUCGCAGCAGCAGCGGGGAGGAGGACAACGACGCCAAUUUUGGGGAGGUGAGAUCGUCUCCCGUUAAUAACGAUAAUUACGAUUUCAACGACGAUAGGGGUUCGCACUAUGAUGAGAACGACGAGGAGGUUGAGGAUAAAGAUCUGUUCGGGUCUGAUAAUGAGGAUUACGUCAACACACCUUCCAACAGUACCUACGCCGUACCCAUUUUGCCACCUGUCCGCAACACAAACAACCACACAAGAGGAGGUUUUGCACGUGGGCGUUGGAAUGAUAGAGGGCCAGGUCUCCUUCCACGUCCUGGCCCUUACCCGCAGAGACAAGGUUAUGGUUCGAAAUUCUUUAAUGGUCAUCGCGAUGAACGGUUUGUUUCAGAGUUGAAAUUCUCAAAGAGUGAAGAAACAUUAGCCAGAAAAGCCAUUGCAUUCCAGGAGCCAUGUGAACUUGCUUGCUUGAGCCGGGUAGAAGGUGGGGAGGUCUGCUUUGAUGAUCGCAGUUUGAGGCUAUUUAAGCGGCUUAUAACGGAAGAUGUUGGGACUGACCUCAAUCAAGGUUUUGAUACUUUCACUGAGAAGAAAGACCUGGGUUCUCAAGGCUUUGGUGACCUUCUAGCCACAAUAAGAAAUAAAAAUAUACCUCUUCAAAACAUGCACUUUGUGACGUAUCGUAACAACCUUAACAAGAUUCUGGCUACUGCAUAUAUCAGGAAUGAACCUUGGGAAAUGGGAGUGCAUAAAAGGAAGGGAGUAGUUUAUCUUGAUGUUCAUAAAUUGCCAGAAAGGCCGCAAACUGAAGUUGAUCGCCGAAGAUGUUACUGGGGCUACUGCUUUGAGGCUCUUGCAACCGAAGACCCAAGAAGAUCAGAUGGAGAAGGGAUUCAUCAUGUUGAUGCUAAUGUUGAAUACUGUUCUGUUAUUAAAACCAAAUUAGGAGCUCAUCGAAUUCUCAUGGGUGCUGAAAUGGACUGCUGUGAUUCAACUGAUGAUGGCAGAAGAUUCUAUAUAGAGCUAAAAACAAGUCGCGAGUUAAAUUAUCGUACCGAGGAAAGAUAUGAGAGGGAGAAACUGCUCAAGUUCUGGAUCCAGUCAUUCCUUGCUGGCGUGCCGUAUAUUGUGAUUGGUUUUAGGGAUGACACUGGCCGACUUGUCCGUACAGAACGUCUAAGAACCAAAGAUAUAACCCAGAGAGUGAAGAUGAAAGGUUACUGGCAGGGUGGGGUAUGCCUAGCUUUCGCAGACGAGGUUUUGUGCUGGCUUUAUGGGACGGUCAAAGAGAAUGAAGACUACAUAUUGCAAUUUGCGCCACCCUUCGCCCGGCUGGAGCUGCUUCAGGCUCAAUCGUGCCCUGAUGUGAUCACUGACCAUGUCGAGCAAGUGUAGCUACUUUGCUCGAUUUUCUUUCUCGUCGUCUUCGUGCUACAUUGCUCGGCUUUGCUUUUGUCCUCCUGAGUAUCGAAUGGUUUACUUACAUAACUAACUAUAUACAUACUUCAACAUAUAUAUAUGUUAUGUAAUUUUUGACAUUGUGUAAAGAUGUUAAUGCCGAUGUCGGUGACUUGACAUCGAGAAUUCUCUUUAUCACAAAACAUUCGGUGAUAAGACUUUAGUAAUUAUCAUAUUUUUCCAUAUUAAAUAGUAAUGAUUAAAAAUAGAAUAAACUG
Andrographis paniculata is the source of this 2030-nucleotide messenger RNA. Its product is annotated as NAD-capped RNA hydrolase DXO1. Lineage: Eukaryota; Viridiplantae; Streptophyta; Magnoliopsida; Lamiales; Acanthaceae. The record is from RefSeq and is a predicted model, not a curated record. The transcript is spliced from 13 exons. Gene Ontology annotation, cellular component: nucleus; cytosol. Gene Ontology annotation, biological process: nuclear-transcribed mRNA catabolic process; NAD-cap decapping. Gene Ontology annotation, molecular function: mRNA 5'-diphosphatase activity. The coding region runs from base 166 to 1749 and encodes 527 amino acids.